Notodromas monacha is the source of this 219-nucleotide messenger RNA. NCBI's taxonomy places the organism in Eukaryota, Metazoa, Arthropoda, Ostracoda, Podocopida, Cyprididae. The record is from the annotation of a GenBank genome assembly.
UCAUUCUCACUGCGGUCAAUUGCUGGGACGUGAAAUGGGCCACGCGAGUUCAAGAUGUGUUCACGUUUGCGAAAGUCAUCGCCUUGAUCAUCAUCAUUAUUGCCGGAAUGUACGAGCUUUGCCAGGGUCACUUCGAACACUUCAACUUCGAGAAUACCGAAACGGACAUUAAAAAGAUAUCGCUGGCAGCUUAUGCCGGAUUAUUUGCCUACAAUGGAU